This is a messenger RNA of Leptonychotes weddellii (Weddell seal), 1386 nucleotides long. Lineage: Eukaryota; Metazoa; Chordata; Mammalia; Carnivora; Phocidae. The record is from RefSeq and is a predicted model, not a curated record.
AUGGGUUUGAUUGCAAAGGAUCUUUAUCUCCAAGCGUCAGCCAAACCCAGACCCCACAGUGAUGAAUAUUCAAAGAAGAUCCCUCCUCCCAAACCCAAACGGAACCCCAACACUCAGCUGAGCACAUCUUUCGAUGAAACGUACAUCAAGAAGCACGGGCCGCGGAGGACGUCGCUCCCGCGGGACCCCUCUCUGUCCCUGGUGAGCAGCCCGGCGGGGGACCCUGAGGAGGAGGAGCCCGUGUACAUCGAGAUGGUGGGCAACAUUCUCAGAGACUUCAGGAAGGAGGAUGAUGACCAGAGCGAGGCCGUCUAUGAGGAGAUGAAAUACCCCAUCUUUGACGACUUGGGCCAAGAUUCGAAAUGUGACCUUGACCAUCACAGUUGCUCUUCGCAGUGUGCUACUCCCACGGUGCCUGAAUCGGACUUCGCCAAGUCCUCAGUGCCAUGUACUCCAAAGGGUUUGCUUUGUGACAUACCCCCGCCCUUCCCCAACCUGCUUUCUCACCGACCCCCGCUGCUGGUGUUCCCCCCCGCGCCAGUGCAAUGCUCCCCCAAUUCCGACGAGUCUCCGCUCACCCCGCUGGAGGUCACCAAGCUGCCCGUGUUGGAAAACGUGUCUUACAUGAAGCAGCAGGCCGGCGCGUCUCCGUCCUCACUGCCCUCUCACGCCUCCGGCCACCCCAAGCUGGACAAAGAGCAGGCCGCGGCCCUGGGCCCCAGCCCUGCCGCCGCCGCCUCCGCGCUGUCCUCGUCCCCGCCCCCGCCGUCCACCCUGUACCGCACGCAGUCCCCCCACGGCUACCCGAAGAGCCACUCGGCCUCCCCAUCGCCGGUCAGCAUGGGGAGGUCCCUGACCCCGCUCAGCCUCAAGCGGCCCCCGCCCUACGACGCCGUGCAUUCAGGCAGCCUCUCUAGGAGCUCUCCAUCAGUGCCUCCUCAUUCGACCAGCAGGCCGGUGUCGCAGGAUGGGGCCAAGAUGGCCAACGCCUCAGUGAACACCUACGGCCCGGCUCCGGGUGCCUCCCGGUCCAGGACCCCCACGAGUCCCUUGGAAGAACUAACCAGCCUCUUUACCUCUGGACGAAGCCUGCUGAGGAAGUCGUCCAGCGGCCGCCGUUCUAAAGACCCCACACAAAAAUCGACAGAGGAACUGAAAAUCCGAAGCCACAGCACGGAGCCAUUACCAAAGUUGGACAGCAAAGAGAGAGGGCAUCACGGGGCGUCUUCCAGAGAGCCUAUCAAAGCUCAGGAAUGGGAUGGAACACCAGGACCGCCUGUGGUCACCAGUAGACUGGGAAGAUGCUCUGUGAGCCCCACCUUGUUAGCAGGAAACCACAGCUCAGGUAAGAACGAUAAUGAUCUUUCAGGUGCAAUUAUCACUUAA